This is a messenger RNA of Ochotona princeps (American pika), 1146 nucleotides long. It is a transcript of the gene TMEM144, whose product is annotated as transmembrane protein 144. The coding region runs from base 4 to 1059 and encodes 351 amino acids. Gene Ontology annotation, cellular component: membrane. The record is from RefSeq and is a predicted model, not a curated record. Gene Ontology annotation, biological process: carbohydrate transmembrane transport. Gene Ontology annotation, molecular function: carbohydrate transmembrane transporter activity. NCBI's taxonomy places the organism in Eukaryota, Metazoa, Chordata, Mammalia, Lagomorpha, Ochotonidae. The transcript has 11 exons.
GCCAUGAGCAGCAAUGCGACAGCCCCGGCCGUUGGGUACAUCUCAUGCUCCGUAGCUGUCCUUUUGUUCGGCUCAAACUUUGUGCCACUGAAAAAAUAUGAUACUGGUGACGGUAUGUUCCUCCAGUGGGUUCUCUGUGCCGCCAUAUGGUUGGUUGCGGUGGUGGUCAACCUGAUACUGCGCUGCCCUAAGUUUUGGCCUUUUGCAAUGCUUGGGGGCUGCGUUUGGGCAACAGGGAACAUUGCUGUUGUCCCAAUUAUCAAAACCAUUGGUUUAGGCCUUGGAAUGUUAAUCUGGGGAUCAUUUAACGCCUUAACUGGCUGGGCAAGCUCAAGGUUUGGCUGGUUUGGAAUGGAGGCACAAGAGGUCCCAAGACCAUUGUUGAAUUACGUUGGCGCUGGGCUCUCAGUAGUAAGUGCUUUCAUAUUUUUGUUCAUCAAAAGUGAAAUACCAAAUAACACUUGUCCCAUGGAUGUCACACCAUUAAUGACAGAACAUGUGAUCAACUCAGCUCAAGACUCCUGUCCCAGUGAUCGCGGUAACACCUGGGUGGAUAAACUGUCUGUAGCUCACCAUCGCCUAGUGGGUUGCAGUCUGGCAGUGAUAUCUGGAAUACUGUAUGGAUCAACAUUUGUGCCAAUCCUUUAUAUCAAGGACCACAGCAAAAGAAAUGACAGUGUAUAUGCAGGGGCAAGCCAGUAUGAUUUGGACUACGUGUUUGCACACUUCACCGGCAUCUUCCUUACAAGCACAGUCUACUUCCUGGCCUACUGUAUCAUCAUGAAAAAUAGUCCUAAGCUACAUCCCGCAGCAGUCCUACCAGGCUUCCUGUCCGGGGUGCUCUGGGCAGUAGCCACCUGCUGCUGGCUCUUGGCUAAUCAUUCUCUAAGUGCUGUGGUCAGCUUUCCGAUCAUCACUGCUGGUCCAGGAUUAAUAGCCGCCAUGUGGGGUGUCUUCAUGUUUAAAGAAAUACAGGGUCUGAAAAACUACCUCUUACUGAUGCUGGCCUUUUGCGUCAUCACGACUGGAGCGUUGUGCACUGCGUUUUCCAAGGUUUAACGCCCGCGGCCAGCGGAGGGCGGCAGCGGCUCCAAGAGCGCAGCCCCUGCCAGCAGCCGCGUCUACACCGCGGGGUCGGCCUGCCCG